This is a messenger RNA of Poecilia reticulata (guppy), 8151 nucleotides long. Its product is annotated as copine-8-like. Gene Ontology annotation, cellular component: plasma membrane. Gene Ontology annotation, molecular function: calcium-dependent phospholipid binding. The record is from RefSeq and is a predicted model, not a curated record. NCBI's taxonomy places the organism in Eukaryota, Metazoa, Chordata, Actinopteri, Cyprinodontiformes, Poeciliidae. Gene Ontology annotation, biological process: cellular response to calcium ion.
GCGCUGCAGCACCGUGUCCGUGUGUAUGCAGCACCGUGUCCGUGUGUAUGUGUGUGUAUGUUUUUCUCCCCCCCUCCUCUCUCUCUCUCCGGUGUUUCAUUUCCGCGCUUCCAGAAGAAAACACCGGUCUCGUUUGGGCUUAGUUACAUUUGUUUUUAUCAAAGUAAUUAAACAGAACAAAAAAAAAAAAAAAUCUUCUCUUUACCCCCUCCAACCCCCCUGUUCCCCCGACUCCCGCCUCCUCUCAUGCCGCCGCUACGGCUCCGGAGAAGGGGCGACUUGUGACGGACCGAGCGGGCUUCUCCAUGAACAUGGCGUGCAUCGGGGACGCGGACCCCUUCACCGCCGCGAUACCUGCCACCAAAGUUGAGCUGACUGUGUCCUGCAGGAACCUGCUGGAUAGAGACACCUUCUCCAAGUCUGAUCCAAUUUGUGUUCUGUACACUCAAGGGAUCGCCAACAGAGAAUGGAGGGAGUUUGGCAGGACAGAAGUCAUAGACAACACCCUCAAUCCUGACUUUGUCCGCAAAUUCAUUGUGGACUACUUCUUCGAGGAGAGGCAGAAUCUUCGCUUUGACCUGUACGACUUGGACUGCAAGAGUGACAACCUCUCUAAACACGACUUCUUGGGCCAGGCUUUCUGUACGUUGGGUGAAAUAGUCGGCUCCCUGGGAAGUCGCCUGGAAAAACCACUGAUUGGAAUUCCAGGAAAGAAAUGUGGCACCAUCAUCAUUAGAGCAGAGGAGCUGAGCAACUGCAGGGAGUCGGUGAUGCUUCAGUUUUGUGGCAACAAGUUGGAUAAGAAGGACUUCUUCGGCAAAUCGGAUCCUUUCCUCGUGUUUUACCGCAGCAACGAAGACGGGUCCUACACCAUCUGCCACAAAACAGAAGUGGUGAAGAAUACCCUGGACCCGGUGUGGCAGGCUUUUAAAAUUCCUGUCAGGGCGCUGUGCAACGGAGACUAUGACAGGAGCAUUAAGGUGGAGGUUUAUGACUGGGACAGAGACGGAGGACAUGACUUCAUCGGCGAGUUCAGCACCAGCUACAGAGAAAUGUGCAGAAGCCAGUCACAGUUCCAUGUCUAUGAGGUGCUAAAUCCAAAAAAGAAAGGGAAGAAGAAGAAGAAGUACCAAAACUCAGGAACGGUGACCCUCCUGUCCUGCCUGGUGGACACUGAGCUGUCCUUCCUGGACUACAUCAGAGGCGGGACACAGAUUAAUUUCACGGUGGCAAUUGAUUUCACAGCAUCAAACGGCAACCCAUCCCAGCCCACCUCGCUCCAUUACAUGAGCCCGUACCAGCUGAAUGACUACGCCAUGGCCCUGCGCGCCAUCGGGGAGAUCAUCCAGGACUACGACAGCGACAAGUUGUUCCCUGCGCUGGGAUUCGGUGCCAAGCUCCCACCAGACGGGCGUGUCUCCCACGAGUUUCCCCUGAACGGUAACCCUCAGAACCCGUACUGCAGCGGUAUAGACGGUGUGAUGGAGGCCUACUACCAGAGCCUGAAGAGUGUGCGCCUGUACGGACCCACCCACUUCUCCCCUGUUAUCAACCAUGUGGCCAGGUAUGCAUCGGCGGUGACGGACGGAUCGCAGUACUUCAUCCUGCUCAUCAUUUCGGAUGGUGUGAUCACUGACAUGGCGCAGACCAAGGAGUCCAUUGUAAACGCUGCGUCUCUGCCGAUGUCGAUUAUAAUAGUUGGAGUUGGACCGGCAGAAUUUGAUGAAAUGAUUGAGCUGGACGGGGACGAAGAGAGGAUCUCAUCCCAGGGACGACAUGCAGAAAGGGACAUCGUUCAGUUUGUUCCUUUCAGAGACUACAUCGACCGGCGAGGUAACCACAUCCUGAGCAUGGCUCGUCUGGCUAAAGAAGUGCUCGCCGAAAUCCCGGACCAGUUUCUCUCCUACAUGAGGACCCGAGGGAUCAAACCUGGCCCCCAGCCUCCACCUUACACCCCGUGUCCACCCCCGGCCAUCCACCCGCUCCACACCAGACGGGAAUGUUUGGCUGCAGCGCUUAGCCCUGACUUGGGGAUGCUUCCAUGAUUUCAGUGACAGGACUUUGCGCUCGGGUAAUUAUAAAGUUCGUGGCGGUUGGAAAGAUUUCCAACCGGCGGAAAUCCAACGAAGAGGAGAAGGAAAAGGACGUCCAGAAAAGGUUCGGAUUAGUGAGACUCUUUGGUUGCAAACACUGUCCGUUCCUCUUUGUUCUUCUGCAUCCACUUCCUGAACCUUUCACGAAAUCUCUUGAUACUUCAAUGUUUACAUGUGGAAAGCAGAGAGGGUUUUUCUUUCAGGUGAUAAACGAUUUAUACCGUUCAAUGUGAAAACCUUUCAGAGUCAUAUUUUUCACCUGCAUAAACCAGGAGGUUGUGAAUUUAAAAACAUUUAGGCCCUGAUCCCAUUUUCUUUCCCCCCUACAUGUACAGCAGUUGUACUCUGUUUCUUUUUAAAUAAGUAGAGCAUGUUUUAGUGUAGAAGAAGCAUGCAGUGUCGUCCCACACUCAGGGCUCGUUCCCUCCACACCGCCGCUAACGCUGCUAGCUUCCACCACAGACCAACCCGUCACCACCUGAGAUCUUCCCUCCUUCCGCUCCGCCCACCAGCAGGAAGCGGCGCUCCCUGGAGGUCGGGUCAAAUCAAAUGCAGCAGGGACUCCAACCAGCCUUACUGUUAACGUCAGAAAUCAUUCACAGGCAUCGUCCCCUCUACACCGUGGCUUCUGGAAAUGAGGAUCUCCAAGCCCAGCAGUCAAAAACACACACCUCUCAUUACAGAGUCUCUGACUGUGAGCUGCGAUCCACAGCCCCGCUAUUUUUGUGAAAAUACUCCUGCACUUCAGAGGCAUCGCUGUGUUUUGGUUACGUCUCUACCUCUUACUUUACUCUGUACAAAAUGUAAAUGUCACUUCUUUUCUUGUGAAUAACAAAUCUUGUGAGUUAUGUUAGUUAAAGCUACAGUAUGAAAGUUUUAUUUAAAAAAAAAUUUUUUUUUUUACAUAUUUUUUAAAACUGUUACUGUGUUGGUACAAUUUAAUACGAGAAAGAUGAUGUGAAAAGAUCGAUCUUCACCUCCUCCCUGAACUGCUGCUGCUGUAUGGAGAAAUGCACCGCUCCAUCCAAAACAACCAAUCAGAGCCAGGAGACAGAUCUUAGUGUUGUCACUCACCCUCGUGUACUCGCUGCUAAAUGGGCUAAUGGCAGAGAAACAACUUACUGUUACAGGAAAAUAGUUUAUCCGCCGUCAUUAGUGGCCAUGCUAACUAGCAUUAGCAUUCACUACAGGAUUGUAGCAGAGCAAAAGUGGGGAGAGAGAGGAGUAUGAUCAUUAGGAUGAUUGACAGCAGUGAGACCCGCCUCCUGGCUCUGAUUGGUUGUUUCUAGUUAGCAUUGAGGAGGUGGAGAAGCUUAAUUUUUGUAUUUUGUAAUCUGUCUCUUACUAUACUGUCACAAAAUGGUGACAGUUUCAACAAAUAUGUAAAAAAAAAAAUCAUUUUUUUUGUAAAAGUUACAUACUGCAGCUUUAACGGUUAUUUUGUUAUACAAGAUCAUUACUAAAUUCUCUAAAAACUCUCGUGCCAAUUUGUUUGUAAUCAGAGCAGGUAUCAGCACACUGAAUUAAUGCACAAAGAGCUGAUAACCAGCCGAUGAAACUCAAACUCCUGAUCCAGUGAGAACUCACGCAGCGCGCUGUGAAAAGGUUUUUGCUUUUAUUUCAAAUUUUAACGUUUAAAUGAUCAAAUAGAUUUUUAAUAUCAGGCAAAGAUAACCUGAGUAAUUACAAAAUUCUGUUAUUCUCAAAUGAUACAAUCCUUCAUUAAGGGAAAAACAUUAUCCUGGCCCAGUGUGGAAAAAAUAAUUGCGCCUUAAAACUAAUAAUUGGUUGCUGCCACGCUCUGUGUCAACUCCUGCCGUCAAGCGUAUGUAACAAUUGGCUGUAGAUCUGCCUCGUUGCUGUGAAGCAAAUUUACACAUAAAACUGUCCUCUUUAAAUAACAAACGGACGACCGGACAUCCUCCUUUAGGAUUUCUUGCUAAAGAACAGAGUUCAUGGUUCCAUCAUCCAUGGCCAGUUGUCCAGGCCCAGAAGCAGCAAAGUAGGACCAAACAUACUUUGCUGCUUUGCUGCAGCAAAGCAGCAAAGGUCCUGCUUUGCUGCAAAGUAGGACCAGACCAGUGGUCUGGCAGGACCACUGGUCUGGUAGGUCUGGUAGGACCAGACCACUGGUCCUACUUUGCGUCUGUUUGACGUUCUGUUUCUGAAAUGCUGUCAGUUUUAAGCUGGUCUUUGUGAGCGUAGGUAUGGAUAUGUUGUUUUUAAAGGGUGUUUACUCAGGUUAUUUUUGCCUAAAAUUAAAAUUUGUCUGACAAGCUGUAGAGUUUAGGAGGAGUCGUCCACCUAAAACCCAUGUGCCAGUGUCAAACUUGUAAAAAAAAGAAAAAAGUCCCAGAAUAAUAACAAAAAAAGAAAAAAAAUUUUGGAGAAAAUCUGUCAGUGGGUUUUAUAAACCAGCGUUUACACUUUUUUGGCUGCCAUGUCAGCAAUUAAAACUAUUUGGAGCCAGAAAUGUGAGGGGCGAAAACAGCACUUAACACCCAGAGAAGGAGGUGUCACCAUGUUCUUUGAUGUGUUUUUAUUUCCUACUGCUAAAUAUAAAAUAAAUGAAGUAUUGCGAGGUCAGCUGAACUACGGCAGCGUGGGAAACAGAGUGUGUCACAUUUGUCCUAAACGGACCCUGCCUUAUGUAAUAGCAGGAACUUUCCAAGGCGUGGAAACACACCUCCUGUUGCUCUUUCAUGUUGUAAGUGUUCGUCUCAAUGGACUGUUUUCUUCAAGGGCAUUCUGUGUUUCGUGUGUUCAGGCAGGAACAAUCUGUGAAUUAAUGCUAGAAUAUCACAGGCCUUACAGUAAUGCUCCUUUCAGGGACAGUUGUGGCAGUCAGAGCUCAUCCAGAUGUUCAGUCCUGUUCGCCACCUCUGUUUUUUGUUCCCUCUCUUCCUGAACACCGACAUGGUGGGGAGAAAAAAACAAUAUAGUCUUUCGUUUGGUUUAAAUUUACUGGCAGAUUUUCCCAACGAUUACAAAAAAAUUUAAGUUUAAGUGUACAUUUUUUAAACCCCCUGUAAGCUUCGUGACAGCAGCAGCGCUCCACUCAGACUCAGACAGUUACAGCGGACUCAUUUGGCAGCUUCCCUGUUUACCUUGUCCAACAUGAGAUUACCACUGACAGCUCAAUACAUUUCAGUGAACAUUUCUUAUCUGUGGCACUGCCGGCAUACAUUUAUGGGUAAAACAUAUCACACUGGUAGCUUUAAUGCUUUAAUGUCUCUGUGUAUAAGAACCACUUCUUUACUUCGGAGUGAAGGGCACUUUGAGCAGCUCUGGGUCAAUUAAUCCUUUUGCUAAUAUGUACCUCCAUCUUGCGCGCACACACAGACCUGUCACAAUCCGAAAUUUUGCUGGAUGAUAAAUUGUUCCAGAAGUUACUCGGUUCUGUGAUUGAUAGGUUUGCUAAUAAUUAUUUAAGUCUCAAAGUUACGUUAAAAAUCCAACGUUUUUACAAUCAGAUGUUAGCAACAUGCUAGCUUUAUAGUUAGCAUGUCUGUUGACCCAAUAAACGGAUAAAAGUCGGCUUGCUACUGCAUUAGAUAAGUUUGCUAAUAACUAGCAAGCCUCAAAGUUACCACAGAACUCAGCUGGUAAUUACUCUAUAUCUGUGGCCAGCUGCUACACUGCUGUGUAGGUUUAUCUGAAAAGCCAUCUUUUAAAAAGAUUGCCAAGAGGUUCACCAUUUCUGUAUUGUGAAAACAUCACUCUACUGUAUUAUUAUACCUAAAAUGAACAAUUGUAAAUUGGAUGUUAUUAUACUAGCAGUUUUAGUAAGAUUUGCAACAGACCAUUUAAUCAGUUGACUUCAAAUUAUGUCUUACUACCAUAAAAAUAUUUGUACUCAAAUGUUUAAUAUUGUCCGAAUUAUUUACUGGCCCAUGUGGAUCUUGAGAACUUUAAAUGAUUUUUUUUUCUUUUCUGGCUAACCCACUGAAAUCCGCUGUUGCUGUUUGAUUCUUGGUGAGCCACAAGAAGUCAGACGCAACAUUUUCUGAGUCCACAAGAGAUCAGUUUUCAUAAUCAAAGCCCAGUGGUUCAGGUAACCGCACUGUCACUUUUAGACAAGUUUUGGCCGUGUGGCUGCGCGCCGUCACAGGUCCACCGCGAUUUUAACACUUCGCAAAGCACAAACAUUUUCCUCCCAAUCAGUCAUCAAACUCUGCAUACAGAGGGCCGUCUUUCUUCAUGUAAAUGUGUGAACUGAAGUUUUCCUGUAUAUUUGUGUGCCGCAUACUGUACAGUAGAUUUUAACCUGUGUCUUUAGGGCCCUAUUCAGUCAAGGAAUCUAUAUAAAGAAUGUUUACAACAACUUUUUAAACUCACGCCUCAAAAUCACAGUAUACUUCUUGGCUGAUGAUGUUUUCAUUAGAACAUCUGGUUAUUAACUGCUUCUAUAACAUUUUCUGAGAUGUUUAUACACUUGUACAGAGUUAUGCCUUUUUUUGUGCGUAUUGGUCGAAACUACKGUUUGUGAGAUGCUGCUUCUUUACUGCUCAUAUAACGGAAUUACAUUUUAUACGGAGGCCUGUAAUCAUAUUUAAAUCAUGACUAACAGGCCUUAUCAAUGUUUCUGCAGACGUUAUUCAUAUUUAAAUCAUGAACGACAGGCCUGUAUUUUUAUAAGCAUAAACGGUUAGAUAACGAUGUAUGUUUUAUGUGUUAGAAAAUCAACUUUAUGAUAAAAAAAAACACUCUGUAGCAAUGUUAUUUCUGCCAAAUUUAACAUGCUGUUAAGUGUAGCGUCUCAAUCCCUGAAAAAAACAACAGCUUGUUCAGUUUUGACUGAGUAGGGUUCCUCCCUGUGUGGUUAUGGGGGUUGGACGUCGUGGUGUUUUGUCCUGGCUGGGACCUAUUGUACAAAAGCGUGAAUGUGGAAUUGCACAAUGUAGCACUCUGUAGUCUCAGUCCAUGACUGGAGGAACGGCAGACGAAGCCGGAACAGGCUGGAAGUCUAUUACAUGUAAAUAUUGUGGUAACUGGACUCGCAUCAGACUGCCGCUACUCUGUGACGCCCCCGCUUCGGUCCAAAACAAAAGGCAACGCCUUUCAUUUAUUUAUCGUGGCAACAUGCCGUUCUCAUCUCACACCCACUCCAAACAUCCAGGGCGUGUAUUUAUACAUGAAACAUGCAUGACACUUACAUAACGUCACGUCUGAGUGAUGACGGAGAGUUUUGUGAGGGGGAAACUGUUUUUUGUUUUUUUGUUUGUUUUGUUUUGGUUUGGGUUUUUUUUUUUUAUUUCAAAUGCUUCAAGCUUUUACAAUAAUCUGGUCUUUGUUCUGUUAUAGCAAACUUGCGGACAGCUUGUAACGGGUGAAGGUUAAUGGUUUUAAUGCGCGUCAAACAAUCCUGACACGGAGCACGUUGUUUUCUUACUGGUUUGAUUUCAAAUAAAAUGUCCAAAGAACAUUUUGAUUUUUAAAAAAUUCUGGAAACUGUUAAAGUUAGGCAACCUGCAUUGCCUAACUUAGAAAUUCCACUUGAUUCUCAUUUCCCUUAAGUGUUCCACCUGGGAUUUCUCCCAUUGAGUUCGAUUUGGGGGGAGGAAUCCUCCAAAGGUGAGGAAAAAAAUUGUAAAAAAUUACAUCUUAAUACAUUUUUUCAUCAUUAAUUUUUAUUUCUAUUUCUUUUUUUUCAUUCAUCAUAAAACAUAGGUUAAAAUAACUUAUUGAAGCGUUAUUUGCCAUUUUCUUCUUUCCGAUUGGGAUGAUUCUCCAAUUUAUUCAAGCCGCUUUGCUCCUCUGGCUAGCGUAACUAUCACAAAAUGAACAAGAACUCAUGGCCCACUAAAAUUGCAAGAUAUGAGGCUACAUUUAUGCUGAACAUAUAAUCAUUAUUCAAUAGUGAAUAAAAGUGAGAGAAAAACAUUCUGAAAGUUGACUUUCCUCACAUAUUUUGUAGCACUGGGCUAAAGCCAAUGCUGUUUAUGAUUUGGUUGUUCAUAUACGCUGUCCAGAGCUGCUGCUAUUUUAAGAAAUGUGUCAUAUUGUUUAAGGUUCCUUUUAAAGACAUUUUCUGCUUACAUAAUGAUAAAACAAUAAA